CAUUUCAAAGAGAUUAUCAGGAGGUAAUUUCUUAGAGCAAUAAAGAUAUGAUUAGAUAUUUAUCUCCUAAUGUCUACUAAGUUCAAGUUGUGCCGACGAAAUUAUCAUAUUAAUAUGUCCUCUUAUUAUGAAUCAUGAUUAUAUUUUAUUAUAAUAUUUACACAAAAUACAACUACUACUUUUACUACUAUGAACUGAACAUAGACAACCAACAAUUUAUAAUUUUCCACCUGUUGGCUGCGCGUGUUUAUUUCACGGUCAUAGAUAUAGAUGAUGAGAUUCUGGUUUGGUAGGUAAUUGGUUUGGGCUUUGGGUUAUUCCAAUGAUAAAUUAUUAAAUUACCAAUAGACCAGAAGCUCAAACACAGAUCUACAAUUCCAUCAAAUAUUAAUUAUUGAAUAGAGGGAAAAUGGCUUCACUAACAGGUAGAGCUCUCCACUAUGUUUUCAAGAUCCCAGAUCGUAAAGAAACCAUGCGUUUUUAUAGAGAUAUCUUGGGCAUGAAAGUUCUGAGACAUGAAGAGUUUACAGAUGGUUGUGAAGCUGCUUGCAAUGGACCUUAUGCCAACCGAUGGAGCAAAACUAUGGUUGGUUAUGGACCUGAAGACAACCACUUCGUAGUUGAACUGACCUACAACUAUGGAAUUCACGCUUAUGAAAAGGGCAAUGAUUUCAUAUCAAUUUCCAUCCAGAGCAGUGAAGCAUUGGAAAGAGCUAGAAAAGAAAACUGGCCCAUAUCGUCUGGAAACAUCCUAGAAGCCCCUGGUGGCUACAGUUUCAGUAUUGUUGAUAAACCACAACCUACAAAUAGGGGUAAAUCAUUUUAUGUUUGUUGGGAAAUGGAUUUGAAUUGGUUCAACAUAUGGUACAAUAUACCUAGUCCAUUUAUUACUUUUAAUUAUCUUUUAGAUCCAGUUCAACAGGUGACUCUUGCAAGUUCAAAUUUACAAAAAUCGAUUGAUUAUUGGCAGGGUAUCUUGGGUUUGAGAGUUUUCAAUAAAACUGAUGAAUCGGUGAUUGUUGGUUUUCAAGACAAUGAAGCUAAGUUGGAAUUGAAGGACAUUGGUGAAAGUGUAAAUCGGGCCAAAGCUUACGGGCGCAUAGCCUUCUCAAUUCCUCACGCCCAACAGGAAUCUUUGAGUCGAAAAAUCGAGGAAGCCAAACAAACUAUUCUUACACCUCUCAUCUCUCUUGACACCCCCGGUAAAGCUACUGUGCGAGUCAUCAUUCUGGCUGAUCCAGACGGCCAUGAAAUUUGCUUUGUGGAUGACGAGAAUUACAGGAAACUGUCGCAGCCCGAUUAUGACAGCGAGAGGGUGUUGGAGAUUCAGAUGAAUAAAGAUAAAUCAUAAGAAGACGGGAGAAUAAUUAUUGAAGUGUUAUGAAAAAUAAUUCAAUAUAUUUUUUUAAACUGCAUAUACAAUAUAAAGUUAUUGAUGUUUACAUCUUAUAGGUACUUUGCUUUUGUUGUAAGAAUUAUUGUAUAUUUCAAAUAAAUAUCAACAUUGAUUUCAUGUUUGGUCU
Molecule: messenger RNA, 1523 nt
Organism: Phaedon cochleariae (mustard beetle)
Lineage: Eukaryota; Metazoa; Arthropoda; Insecta; Coleoptera; Chrysomelidae
Source: the annotation of a GenBank genome assembly